Messenger RNA from Haemonchus placei, 1086 nucleotides. The record is from the annotation of a GenBank genome assembly. Lineage: Eukaryota; Metazoa; Nematoda; Chromadorea; Rhabditida; Trichostrongylidae.
AAAGCUGCUGGAGGUGAAGAACCUAUCCCGGAAGGAAUUUGGUGGCUUCUCUGCACUGGUGACAUACCAAAUGAGAAACAGACGUCGGCUAUCACCAAGGAGUGGAACGCUCGUGCCGAUCUUCCAGCUCAUGUUGCUCGCAUGCUGGACAACUUUCCCGACAACCUCCAUCCUAUGGCCCAAUUUGUGGCAGCGAUUGCCGCUCUAAACAAUGAGAGCAAAUUCGCGGCUGCUUACGCUCGUGGUGUUCCCAAGAGCAGUUAUUGGGAGUACGCCUACGAGGACUCGAUGGAUCUCCUAGCAAAACUGCCCACCGUGGCUGCAAUCAUUUAUCGCAAUCUCUAUCGUGAUGGCUCAGCUGUGGGAGUGAUUGACCCGAAAAAGGAUUGGUCCGCUAAUUUCUGUUCUAUGUUGGGAUAUGAUGAUCCUCUUUUCUGUGAGUUGAUGAGGCUUUACCUCGUUAUUCACUCGGAUCACGAAGGUGGCAACGUCUCCGCGCACACCUCUCAUCUCGUUGGUUCCGCUCUUUCGGAUCCUUAUCUCUCAUUUUCUGCUGCGAUGGCAGGUCUUGCUGGCCCACUGCACGGACUUGCUAACCAGGAGGUAUUAAUUUUCCUCAACAAGAUUGUUAGCGAGCUUGGGUUCAAGUACAGUGAAGAGCAGUUGAAGGAAUGGGUAUGGAACCACUUGAAGAGUGGCCAGGUUGUCCCUGGUUAUGGUCAUGCAGUGCUACGGAAGACUGAUCCUCGUUAUGAGUGUCAGCGUCAAUUCGCUUUGAAACAUCUUCCCAAGGAUGACUUAUUCAAACUUGUAUCAACUCUUUAUAAGAUCACGCCAGACAUUCUGCUUGCCCAGGGCAAGGCGAAGAAUCCAUGGCCGAAUGUUGACGCUCACUCUGGUGUGCUGUUGCAGUACUUUGGAAUGAAUGAAAUGUCGUUCUACACAGUAUUAUUCGGAGUGUCUCGAGCUCUUGGUUGCCUUUCUCAGCUGAUUUGGUCUCGUGGAAUGGGCCUGCCACUAGAAAGACCAAAGUCUCAUUCAACAGAAGGACUCAUAAAACUUGCUGCGGCCGCCACUAAGAAGUAA